UUGUAGGCUAUUAACAAUGAUAGCCUCAAGUUGUUCCCAGUCAAAACUUGAUAUGCCUAUACAUGGGAAAUACUAGUCAUCAAUAAGAAAAUAUUAAUGUUAAUGCUUUUAGAAAGAUGGCAACGAAGGCAAGGAUUUUCGCAGGUCUUUUUCUUAUUUGCAUUAUCCUCCCUUCGCUGGCCUUAGCAUUUGUAGAUCAUUUUCCUGAAGAUCGUCUAGAAAACGAGUCCGAUAAAAAUGAUGUACGGAUCCAUGUUAAUAAUGUUGCUCAUGUCAUCAAAAAAAAAAUAAAGAAAGAAUUGAAGAAAAGGGCAAAGUCAGUGCAUGAUUUGUGGGAAGACAUGUUUGAGCAUGACAACCUCAUUGAAGAAAACCAACCUAAAGAAGAUGCUGCACCCGUAACACCAACAACGCCUGUGCCUCCUGUAGAUCCAACACCUAAUCCUGUGCCUGUGCCUCCUGUUGACCCAACACCUAACCCUGUGCCUGUUAACCCAACACCUAAUCCUGUGCCUGAUAACAAUGCGCCUGCAGGAUAUCCACGAGCAACUCCCCAAGCGCCUGUGGCAAAAGGAUACGGUGGUGCACCUAUGACACCUAAUCCAUCAGACCCCCAAACAAAUGUGCCUGUAGAGCCAGCUCCUGAGCAGGACCAUCCAACACCAGAAGAUAUUAAAAAGCAUCGCCAAUAUGCUGGAUUGCAAGUGGGAUUUUACGAUGACACUUGCCCUAAUGCUGAGAAGAUUAUUAAGGAUGGCAUGGCCAGAGCUUUUGCGAAUGAUUCCAGCAUGGCUGCUCCAAUUCCCCGCCUUCUGUUUCAUGAUUGCUUUGUCAAUGGAUGUGAUGCCUCGCUGUUAUUAGACCAGACACCAAGUGGUGAAAGGACAGAGAAGCUUGCCAACUCCAAUGGUCUAACGGUUAGGGGAUUUUAUCUCAUUGACCAGAUCAAGGCUGAGCUUGAGGCAGAAUGCCCUGGCAUAGUCUCAUGCGCUGAUCUUUUGGUAUACUUGGCAAGGGAUGCCUUUGUUGUAUCAGGUGUCCCUCACUACGACGUGCCUGGUGGACGUCGUGAUGGAAUGGAAUCCCUUGAAGCAAAUGUUGCUGACAACAUCCCACUUCCUACUAAUACAGUGGACCAGAUGAUUGACCUGUUUAAAAAGAAAGGCAUGAAUGAAGAGGAUUUGGUUGUCCUAAUUGGUGCCCACUCCAUUGGAGUAGCCCAUUGUUUCAGCUUCCGUUACAGAUUGGAUAAUCCGCAGAAGGCUACAUUGGUAGAUCCAAGGCUCGCUGGAGUUAUGAGAUUCACAUGUACCAGCCCAAUGAGUACUGUGGCUUUUGAUACCACCACACAGUACAAGAUGGAUUCCAUUUACUACAAGCAGCUAGCGGGGAAGAGAGGAUUACUUGAAUCAGAUGAUCUUUUGGGUGAAGAUCCCAGAACAAAGGACUAUAUCCAGAAGUUUGGUGACGAUGAAAAGGGAUGGUUCAGUAAGUUGGGCAAGGCCAUGAACAAGCUGGCUUCAAUACAAGUGCUAGCAGGAGACCAGGGGCAGAUCAGGAAACAAUGCCGGGCUGUCAACUAAACACUGGAUAUAACAACUCUCUUAACAUGCAUCAAAGUUGAUUUGGUUCUUCACUU
Messenger RNA from Capsicum annuum, 1639 nucleotides. Its product is annotated as peroxidase 28. The transcript is spliced from 2 exons. NCBI's taxonomy places the organism in Eukaryota, Viridiplantae, Streptophyta, Magnoliopsida, Solanales, Solanaceae. Gene Ontology annotation, molecular function: heme binding; peroxidase activity. Bases 117 to 1583 code for a protein of 488 amino acids. The record is from RefSeq and is a predicted model, not a curated record. Gene Ontology annotation, biological process: response to oxidative stress; hydrogen peroxide catabolic process.